This is a messenger RNA of Hypoxylon trugodes, 2192 nucleotides long. RefSeq names its product putative amine oxidase. Gene Ontology annotation, molecular function: oxidoreductase activity. The coding region runs from base 590 to 2062 and encodes 490 amino acids. The transcript is spliced from 6 exons. The record is from RefSeq and is a predicted model, not a curated record. Lineage: Eukaryota; Fungi; Ascomycota; Sordariomycetes; Xylariales; Hypoxylaceae.
AGGCCAUUGAAACAAUCCCUGCAGCCCUAAACAGCUCCCCUCUAAUUUUCGCUAGGAUCGCUGUAGUAAUUAGAACUUGGGCACUAACUAAUCCACCAUUAAACUGGAAUCUUAAUAUCAAAUAACACGAGCCAAAUUGCCUCACAAUACUGGCUUGGAUGAUAAGUGUUGGUUAGUAGAAGCUAUUCACCACCUAACCCUUGCAUUCCCAAGGACAAAAGAGACCUAUAUCAGGAUACGUAAUGUGAAUGAACGCAGGGAACUUUUGUUUGCCGCUAUUCAAAAGUGCUUAACACAGCCUGCCGAUCUGGUGUAAGGGUAGUUUUUCUAAGGUGCGGUUGGGAAUUAUACUGUUUUGCGCGGGAUCCGGGUUGUUCGGACGGCCUCCUCGGGGCCCGCAAUACGAAGCACAAGAACUACUUAUGAGCCGCGCGAAAACUCACUGCUUAGUAGAAUAUGUCACUUUCACUGUCACGGCAUUAGAGCCAAAAUAGCAGACGAACUAUAGCAUUACGCGAAUACUAAUCUAAACACAGCCUUCUCACCUCAUUUGCCGUCAUUACAAUCGUCCAAACAUCCUUACUCCACAAUGUCGAACAAAACUGCGGAUGUGAUCGUGGUGGGAGCAGGCCUUAGUGGACUUCAAACAGCUGUGAGAAUCCAGGCAGCUGGGUUCUCCUGCCUAGUCCUAGAGGCUAACGAUCGCGUGGGCGGCAAAACGCUUAGCAUCAAGUCAAGCUCCAAACCUGCUGGUGCGAAUGACAUCGGGGCAGCAUGGGUAAACGACACCAACCAAUCCGAAAUAUGGAAGCUUUUCGAGAAGUACAACCUCGGGGCCGAAAUUCAGAGGACCUUCGGUACUAGUUUUCGACAAGCUCCGGAUGGCAGCACAGUAGCUCAUCCAUAUGAUGAUGAGUCAUCGGGACAAGGGGGCUAUAUAGACGAAGAACUAUUGCGGGUGUAUAUGGCUGUCCACGAAGCCGUAGAAGCAUCGGAUCUCGAGCAUCCCGAAGCUAGUCCGCAGGCCCAGAAGCUAGACAGCAUAACACUUGCUGAGUUCUGUCAGGAAGUCGGACCUAACAUCGGGGCCGUCGCAGCCUCGGCAGUCACAGCUGCUCUGCUGGGGGUAGAGGCUGACGAGGUCAGCGCUCUAUUCAUUAUUAACUACAUCAAGAGUGGGCGCGGUUUGAAGGUUAUAACGUCAGACAAGAAGGACGGAGGCCAGUAUAUCCGGGCCAGACGAGGCAUGCAAACUAUAUCAAAAGGGCUCGCGGGUGAAUUGGCUCAAGACUCACUCCACCUAAACACUGUAGUCAGAUCUGUUCACCAAAAGGACGACCAAUCUUACGAGGUAGAGACCACAGCUGGCACUGCAUUCACGGCCAAGCAUAUCAUCAUUUCCGUCCCGACUAGCUUGUACGGCUCGAUUGAAUUCACCCCACCACUUCCAGAGAAGAAGCGAAAGCUGGGCGAAAGUACCACCCUCGGAUACUACAGUAAAGUAGUAUUAGUCUUCGACAAGCCAUGGUGGCACGCAACUGAUUUAUCAGGUGUAAUGACAUCUUAUAAGGGACCGAUCUCUUUCACGCGCGACACCAGCGCCCCCGAGGACGACCAGUGGUCUAUAAGCUGUUUUGUGGUGGGUGAAAUGGGACGUGUUUGGAACAAGUUAUCGGAAGCGGAGCGUCGGGAGGCGAUACUCGAACAAUUCAAUUCGGUCUUCUCUACCGCUGUGACCGUUCCCCAGCCCAUUGCCAUUCACGAACAGAGAUGGUCAGAACAGCCGUAUUUCCUUGGCGCACCCUCUCCUAUCAUGGCACCGGGUGUACUUACGUCGCUCGGGUCCUACGUGCUGCGGGAACCUGUGGGGAAUAUUCAUUUCGUUGGUACGGAGACAUCUAUCGUUUGGAAGGGCUAUAUGGACGGUGCGAUUCGUUCGGGUCAGAGAGGUGCGGAUGAGGUAAUCGCGCGUUUACGUGAUAUAUGUAAACAUAUUGAUUCUUGGGGCUUUCCUCUGAUGUUUCAUCCCGGAUUUCUUGCAAGGCCAGCUUCUGAAAAAUAAAUGUAGCAGGUCAAUGAGUCAAUACCCACCAGCCCAGCUAAAAAGUGAUACGUCACUUUUGACACUCACGUAAACGGGACUUUAGUCCGCUUCCUCGUUUGACACGUUGAACAACUCAAACAGACCAACU